AUGAGAGACGAGGGCCUCUCGAAUUCUGAAGCGGAUUCAGUACCUACACAAUACAACAGUGUGGAGCGUGGUUCUUUACUCCUACUCAAAGAAGGUAAGUCCAUCUCUCUUUCUAGUGGGUCUAAUGUGCUUUCAGAUACCGGAGUUUCGUGGGACGGUGUAGAAGGAAAUAGGAUCCGAAGUUCGACCGGUCCAUUAAUGCCAGGAGACACCACAAUCAGAAAAACGGAGCAAGUGUAACGUUUUUGUCUUUUUUACGCCAUAUUGGUUUAUUACGAGCCUCUGGCUGUUCUGUUAAACGACCUGAGCUCCGGACUUCCUGUUGCUGGAAGUCCAACAUUCAUUGGCACUGAAGCACUUGACGGGAAUCCAUGCUUUCGUAUGUAAGUGCAUUAUGCCACUGUGAGAAGUAGAAUUUCUGCGGGCAAAAUAUGAGCACUUCCGAGGAUGUCAUAAUUAGAGCUUACUGUUGAGAUAGGCUAACGAGACAAAUGCCUACAACUGUCUUCGCCAUAUUUAUGGGCUUUCAAGUUAGGAGCUGAAAAUUUCCUGAAAAUUUGUGACUCCAUAAAAAUUAUAAAAAUGCUAAGUAUGUUACUUCUCUCAGAAACUAAUGCGGGGAUUUCAGGUCCAUUCUUCUAGACAAAAUGUCUCUGGCUUGAUUCGAUUUUCGCGGCUGAUAUUUGAGUAUACCAAAAACACACGCAUAGUUCGUAUGAGCAAAGUCCUCGCAACUGCGUCAUGCAGGGAUCCGAUACUAGCGAGAUCGUGUCUAAACACUCCCCUCUCUUAUGUGCCAUUCGACUAUUCGAGUCUUCUCCUCAGUGCUUUGUCAAGUCGGACACAGUGACGGACGAAUGCAGCCCAUCUAUACGUCUCACACACUGACUAGUAACCACUUAGUGGGCCAGACUAAGAAUCAUACCCACAAAGUGAGACCCAUUUGCUCUGAUAUGCUACCUGUCGCCCACUAUAUCGGGGAUAACAAGAUGUCUUACAUGCUUAAUGCAGGGAGAUACAUGGAGUCUUAAGGCAGUUGGCAUACAUGAGUGUGUUCUGGGACAGGUCCCUAUCUUGUCUAGGCGUUCAUGUGUGUAGGUAGAUGGCGCUUGAUGAUGGGCUUGGUUUUUGAUGUUGUAUUGAGGACUAUCAAACAGUCGGAUCUGACAAAACAGAUUCGUGUAUUUACCGCACACAUCCUAAGGCAAUGUAGACAAGUGAGGCGGGAUUAACAAGUUACUUCGGGUCCAGUGGCACUGGUAAAUCUGUCUCAGGUAAGACGCAUUUGCUGGUGACCGCCCAGAUCGAUGAGCGAUGAGAAAGUGUGACCCCCUGACAAUAGUUUGAAAUCAAAUGUACAUUUUUUGCGACUGGUGCACUGAUGGUGAUGUUUGACAGACUUGACUUUGGCAGACAUCGCUCUUUACCGUGGCACGGGCUGCUCACUUGGCAUCGAAGGUAAUUUCUGUGAUCCUAAUGGCAGUGCGAUUGUUGGUCGACCUACAGUAAAAGUACUUCCAAGUGUCGUGGUUGAGUUUCGGGGGUUUGAGUUAGGUCUCCAAGUUGGCCUUUUAGGCACGAUUUUGUCUGCCUGGAAUGUAGACACAGGUUCCCACGUCGCUGUAGCAAAGCCGGCCCUGCAGGCUCACUCCAUUCACGUUCACGAUAUGACCACUUCAUCGUAGUUGCAUCUACCUCAGUACAACGCGGAAACUAGGGACGCAUUUUAUUUCGAAUGUAAGUGAAUCUAGUAUUCCAUCCUGCCAAUUCACUCUCCACAACUCCUGAAGGCCGAUGACUUAAUUUUGCAGGUUGUCCGCGUGUCCGCGCCAUUUGAGAACAUUGCCAAUAGGACAAAAUAGUCUUUUCUUUGUUUCGUGUUAAUGUGCAUGCCACAGCCUAAACAGCCUGUCUGCAAGGCGUCCCACACAUAACCAUAAGCAUAAAGCCAAUUAUUGCAACUAGUAUGGUCAUAUGUAAUUUAGGUGACACUGUCUGGUAUGUGAAUGACGCUGGUUAAUGCGAAUUUUGACGAGUGGGGAGUUAGAGUAGGAAUGAAUCCUCAUAAAAGGAGAGAACAGAAGCAGCGGACAGGACGCUCCAUCCCACAAACACCCCGGUACUAAAAAUUUGCGUCCAUAAAUCCUGGCUUUCUCCGUGCAUAGUUUGAGGGGUGCCCAUGCAAGGUGGAUGUAUCGGCCUGAGUUGACAAAUCUUUAGGGAUAAGGCAACCAUACAGGUCAUAUGUACUAUUGAAAGGUAUCUCCUCGUGACUUCCUUUAGGAAAGGGGAACGGGGUUAGGGGUCAGCAAAGAACUUCUCACUAAAACACAGUACAUUUUUUUGAGCGUACUUAUACCCCUAUUAUUUUGUUUAUCUCUGUCUCUAUAUGAUAGUUGAAAAAGUAGCAGUACAAUGAAAUACGGCAUUUGACAACAUUGUAAAAUUACAACGGAACCCCGGAACAAAUAAAACUGCCUAGGUUUUAUGGAGGCCAUUCCCACUGGAAAAUGUUUAUUUUGGGGAUUUGCCAACAUUGCAAAACGGUACUAAUAUUGUAGUUACCAAAAAAACAGAUGCAAAAAUUCUCAGGUUAAGUUCUAGAUUUGAUUUGAGUAAUUGCCCAUAACGAAAAUCAAGUCAGGAAACCUGGGACAGACGCCGACGAGCCAGAAACCUCGUUGAUGCUUAAAAAUGGCGGCAGUCUUCGAAGAAGUACGUUUCUGCACCCUCAACUAGCGUGCGUUCUGGAAGCAUGCAACCCCGACGUUAUCAUAAACGAAGUUGGAUCGCUCGACAGGUCACGGGGGUUGCAGCAACUUCCAGGGACGUACUUGGAGACGAAGUGUAAUCGUAAACACCCAUCAUUGGUAAAUUAACCUCCCUAGGCCCGGUAUUGUUAAACUUAUGCAAAGGACGCCAUCCACGUCGUACAAUAAGUUUUCAAAGGUGUACUAGUACUAGGCACCUGAGCGGUAUCUCUUAGAGCCUGUCAGUUGACCCAGGCAAUUAUCAUGCGGACUUCACAGAAAUAAUAUUUGCCGAAGUUUUUUGCGCAAAUUAAAAGCUAAAAUAAAACAGAGAAACACAGGAUAGAUUUCUCUACAACGUGCGGUGAAAUGGAAGUACGCCGAACAAUUUACUGCUUCCGAGUAUGAAUGCAACUGAAUCUGGCAAACCAGGUAGGCAGGGCUCGGAAAAACGGUCCUGCUUGGUCAUUAAAUUAGCACUUUCGUGCUAUUACUGACUUUGGUAGGCGGUCAAAAUUACUCACUCUCCUACUUUUAUUGAUGUCAGCAAGCUUAGUACCACUAACGGAUUCUUUCAGUUUGGGUGGUUGCGGAUGGCUGUGGUUAUGAAUCGCAACUACGUUGGGGUCCGUGUCUUGCGACUCGGAAUACGGCUUGGGUUCUAGGGCUAAGAAUCGGGUUCGAAUUUUGAGUUUAGGGGUAUGGUUAAGAAUGAGGAUUAGGGUUUAGGACUCGGGCUACGGAUUAGGGUUCAAAGUACGGGAGUCUUUUGGCACCAGCAUAUUCGACGUAAUACGUCUGUUUGGUCAUAUUCUUGGGAAGAUCGGUUUCAAUUACCGUGACCGGCCAAUCAUCCUUUCUUUUUGUUAAAUUGCUUUUACCCGUUAUCUGAAGUGGAUUUUUGUAUUGCGCGCGGAUUACGCUGAGAUCUUGGCACCCACUGAAACAUGCUAGCACAUUUGCCUAUAAUACAUGCGUUUUUCUUUUUGCUUUCGCAUAUAUUUUAACCGUUGUCCCAAAGGCCUACGCAUUAAAACCCUUUUUCCAUGAUUUCCGUAUUGCACGCGCCUGGGCCUCCCCUAUUCCCUGCAGGACCGCUUUCCCGAACCUCCUCUUGAUAUUUGUUUUGUCACGAAUGUGAUUGCCGUCUUUUAUCUCUGGCACUACUUCCGUGUAGGGAAAAUGAGGAAUUGCGAUCGCUGUCGUGGAGGGCACAGGAUACUGCUAGCGCCAUCGCGGAAGAAGCGAGAAGUCGCAGCCGACGAGCAGUCACGUCAUCUAAAGAACACAUCUGGCCGUCUGGAAUUAUUCCUUAUGUAAUAGGACCGCAGUUUUCUAGUAAGCAUGACCAUUGUUUGUGAUUUUUUUGUCCCAAAACAGGCUAAUUAUUUUUUUGUGUUCGUUCAUGUGGAUGUGUCGUCUAUAACUGAGCGCUUUUCCUCUCCGGAGCGAUAUAUGCUUGUUAACCAGCCGCUAGGUUUUACAACUCCCUUGUCUUUCCUUCGAUCUUAAGGACAGCGUCACACAUUUGAACACCUAUUAGCGACGUGACGUAUGAAUUUCUGGCGACAGCAUGAUUGUCAGAAAUUAGAGUUUACAUAUAGACCACGAAUGGCAGUAUGGGCAAUUUCCACGCAUAUAGACUGCUCUAAUUCUCCCCAGAAAUAUUAUGGUCGAUUCAGCCAUGUUAAAUUAAUCUAGAAUUUUUGUAUAAGGACGGAAUGUGGGAAACCUUAAUGCAAAAGCCGAACCGUUCGCAAAGCCUUCAGUCAACUAACGAGGCAAACAAAAGGCACAGGUCAUUACAUGUUUAUCAGACGCUGUCCCACGCACACCACCUAACUGGAACAGUGAGACAAGUCAUGCCGAUAGUCUAAAUCAGCGCCCAUUAACGUGAACCGAGGGUUAUGGGGAAGAGUACAAGCACAGCACUUUCGACAGUAAAACCUCAAUUCGUAUGUACAUUUUCAUGUGACUAACACUGUUGAAAGCAGUAUAUACUGAAGGUCGUAAAUGCGUUAAGCAAAAUGAGUGCUUUGUGUAUAAUUUUUGGAAUGCGAAGGCCAGUGACAUUUUCCUGGCAGUUAGUUUACAUCGUAAACUCGGAAGUGUGUUACUGUACUAUCUUUAGAGCUUAAGUGCUGAAAACAGUUCUUAAUAAGCAUUUCUGUGUUACACACUUUUUGAAUUUGACUAAGGCUACGCAAGAACGAUCAUUAUGAAUGCGAUGCGAAUGUGGGAAAACGUCACUUGCCUCAGUUUUGUCGAGCGGGAGCCCCACCACCAGUCCUAUAUUAUCUUCACCGUUGAGUCCUGUGGGUGAGUGCUUUUUACAAUGUGUAUAUCAAGUGUAUUAGCAGUAGGAGUGAGUUCUUGCCUGUGUGACGCCAAAUAUGAGGUCAGAUGCAACCUGACCAUUUAAAAAAAAAUCGUUCAAUAUCACUAUCAAUUUAUCCGUAUCAGUGCAUUUCAGGGAAAGUAGGUUUGCACCUUUGAAAUCCCUAUUGGUUACAUGCAGAGGAAGUAUGUGGAGAAAUUGAAAAGGAAGUAACAUGAAAGAAAUGCAAGGCGAAUAACAAAAACUUAACAGAUGAGCACAAAAUUUCAUGCGUUUACAGAAUUUAGAGGCACGUGAACUCGGUUUGUAAAUUAAAUACCGCAGACAGUUGAAGCACACUUAAAAUCCAGUGAAAGAAGUAAACGUUUUUAGUCUACAGGCAUCGUGGUGAAUGCGAGCAGCGGUGGGCGACAUGGUCCAGACGUAAUAAAUUACAUAAACGCAUAUUACUUAAUUGUUGGUAGUAGAAUCGUCAUAACACUUAAUUGUCAGCGAUGGCCAUCAAGGUGGCCGUAGUCCAGCGUUAUUGAGUGCGCGCUCCAACGUUGAUCUAGCCUCCGUCUAAAAGUAUCUACGGAUCCCGACAUGACAACAUCCUCAGGCUAGGCAUUCCAAGCUGCAACCACUCUGUUGGAGAGGAAGAACUUUCGCGUGUCUAGCCGGGCACCAGUCACACGCAGUUUGAGUGGAUGGCCCCCCAAGUUAGUCGUAGCCGUCAACUCGAAAAAGUCACCAGAUGCGAGGCAUCAGCUCUAAUUGCGCACGAUGCGGAAAGCUUGUAUCAGGUCCCCACGUAGCUGUCUGUAACUCAAAGGAAAGACGUGAAGAUUAGCUAAUCGUUUUUCGUAGGGUAUUGCUCGCUGCCCAGAUGCACGUUUCUUUGCUCGCCGUUGAACGUUUUCGAGUAUUCCGAAGUGAUUAGCGGCCCAGGGUCUCCAUGCUUGGAUAGCGAACUCCAGAUGCGGUCGCACGAAAUCUUGAAAGACCUUGGCGAAGAAGUCCUCAUCAAAGGAGGAGAACCCCCGUUUGACGAGGUAUAGAAUGGACAUCGACGACUUGGCCACCUUUGAACAUUGCAGAGGAGGGUUAAGCGAGUUUGUGUCCAUGUAUUUUGAAGAAUUUACCGUGAUUUGACAUUGAAACUAAAUAAUACUGCCUAGGUUACUUAACUCUGCCGCCUUAUUUUCCCGUAAGAAAUUAACAUAGUAUGCUGGAUGUUUGAAUAGGCUGGUGAGCAAUAUUUAUGGGAGUGGAGGCAUUUAGGUAUGUGAACCUGUCGAAGUACGAUAGUCGACAUCUCAACGGUCAAAAGUCAGAGAAGGAGGUUAAAUGAACAAGCUCUAUCGUGGCAAGAGAGUGUGCAGGUAGGCCAGCUAGUAAUUGAAGUCUACGUUCUCACCAAACAACUGUUUGAUGCUGCGGUUUCUGAGCGCGUAUAUUUAUGUCUUGUCUCUACUACCCUACGCCACCCAUCAAAGGACGUAGUGCUGAUUGGCCUUAAGCUUUCGUCAGGCUAGUGAAAAUCAUAGGCGACCCUAACAGCGAUUUGACUGGAAGCGCGAGGCGGACAGAAGUUGGCAUGAGCAAUCAACCGCUCCGAGGAUCAGGGGCGCAAACUCUCACAAACCCGAUAAGUAGAAGCAAUCGCUAGAGCAAGAGCUGUUUUGCCUGACGUUUCGGAUUCUUGCUCGAAACCAUCUUCAGAGACUGUUACAAAAAUGGGCGAUUCGUGCACAGGAAGUUGCAGUAUUUAUAGAAUGCAGUCGCCAUGCUAUUGUAUACCUAGGACAAUUAAACGCGCUCCCCUUCAUCGUCCAUCGCUGCCCGCUGGUGCGUUAAUUGCCUAAUGGCCAGCAGGCCAGGUUUCAAUUGCUGAAAUCUCUUCACACAUGUUGGACACUGGCAAGGGCGCGAAUAGCCGAACACGCGGCAUCGGUGUGGAGCGACGACGCCAACUCCCAGGUCGCGGACCAGUAAACGAGACCCGGCCACAAAUAUAAGUUCGAUUAGGUCGAAACUCUGGCGAGAGGUUAUAAUCACGUGAGCCGCGAGAUGCUAGAGUCAUGUUUCACGGGACGCCAGUCCAUCAACAACUGCAACGACACCCCCACUCCAUAUUCGGUGCUGAGGCAUAGUCUGGCCAAAGUAAUUAACCACUCGGGGAGUGCGCAGGUCGGUGAGCCAGAUGGUCGAGCAGUCAUCACGCCAGCAUCAAGCACAGGGAGGACGGUUAAUUAUCAUAGGUAUGCAGUAGCCUAGCGAUUGAAUCCUAUAAAUACUGCGAAUUCAUGUGUACGAAUACCUCGUUUCUGUCACUGUCUUUGGUGCUGGGUUCGAGCAAGAAUCCGAAACGCCAGUCGAAGAAAUCCUUUGUUCCAGCAAUCACUUCCACUUCUUAUCAACUGGUUCCUGGAACUCGCGUCUUCGCUUAUGUUAAGAAUCUCUUAGACAUCGUGUUUAUCCUACCGACAGCCAUGAAAAACACGUCGGUUCCGAAAAUAAAUGUCUUCAAACUGCGAUAAAGAAAACUAAUGCCUGAAAAAUAUCAUGCUUUAGGAUAUAACAGAAAAGGACAAGGGAGAAUCAGGUGUGCAUUUGUGGCUUUUUGCCGCUUUCAGUCAACAUUGCCCAACUCCAGGUUUAACUGUGACUGAGGCUCAAACCCAUGCUACUUUGGUUAUUAGUUCAACAGUUUAGCCAAUGAGCGACGGGUUCUUGCAAUCUCGGUUGCGAUCUGGAAUACUGUUUAUGUUGUAAAUGCGUUUCCCGUGCGGGUCACGGAUGCGCGUGUCCCGUCGUGCUUUGGAGUCCGAUUUAGAGUCCCACAGGCCGCGCGCAAUGGCUAGGAGAAUAGGCCAACAAGGAUGACUGAGGUGGACACUCUUGGUUUCACGGUCGUUGUCUGACAGACUUACCUAAACCCAGGUUUGAUUGCACCUGAAGGUUUGGAUGGGCAUAUCCCGUUGUCCGACAACACAAAUGUGCUUUGGCUAACCGCAGCAUAAACAGUGCCAGGAUGCAUGCUGGGCCGUUUUUGCAUUCAUCAAGGAUCUGUGGAGAUCCAGUCUCACGUUCGUUAUUUGAACGUGUAAGGUAAAACUCUAUAGUGUUCUUGAAAUUGGGAUUUUCACGUCUGACGUAGAAUUGCCUUCAGCAAGGAGAGGCGAAUACGAUUUUCCUAAUGUACAUUUCAAAGUAGUGGUGGUUAAUUCGUCUCAAAAAAACAUUGUCUACCACUGAUCCAUGAUGUGGGCGCGGCCACGACUUGCACAUACACUCAUUAACAAUGAAGCAUACUCUCGCUGCAUCAGUCACAGACCUUUUUCCUUCACCAGUCAAGAUGACCGCCAGUAAACGCUGGUACAUAAGAAAGCUAGACAGCACGUCAGAACCUCCCACUCAGGGCUUUACCAAGUUUGCCUACCAACGGAAACGACUACAGUGAGUGAACGAUCCCAUGGGAUGUUGGCUGAAAUUCCCAAAUGCGUUUUUGAUUAGAAAGGCAUGAUUAGGCGCGGUUGUAAUACUGAUCAUCUUGCUGCAUAAUCCUAUAGUAUUUCGGACUCAGCAGGAUGUCAGUUUUAAAAUAAACUACUUUUCAAACUCCUAUAGGAACCAUUCUCGGCAAAAAUGACUGCUUAAGUAGCAUACAUUUUUCUCAUUGAUCUUCGAUGGUCUAGCAAAUGCUUUCACCCCUUGCUGCAGUUCACUGCAGAAGCCGAGGCACAUAAAGACAUUGUCUUUCUCGAUGUCCUUCUGCACAGGCACGAGGAUGGGUCUAUCCAGCGCGGGGUGUACCGAAAGAAAACCUGGACGGAACAUUGCGUUAAUUUCCACAGGUUUGUUCCCCUAAACAUCAAACGGAAUUUAGUCCAAAGAUUGGCAGCUAGAGUGAAACGAAUCUGCUCACCCGAAGCUAUUGAAGAAGAAAUCAAACAGCUGCGGAUCACUCUUCGGGAGAACGGAUACCCAAAUAGAUUUAUCCUCCGACAUCUUGGGAACGCGUCGCAAAGCCCACCGUUCCGACUGCGGAAAAGGAAGAGGUAUUCAUAAAAUUGCCUUUCACAGGAAAUGCAAAGGGCGAGUUAGUCAGACGGCACUUAACUACAGCUAUCACGAGGGCAUUUUCCGCUGCGAAUUUACGCAUAUGCCUCACGAAGUUGCCCCUCUUAUGUCUGGCGGGGGGGGGGGGUAAAGACAGACUACCGUUGGAGGUCACAUCAAUGUGCAUUUAUUCAUUCAAUUGCUCCUGUGUAGCAAGAUUGAUCGGCCGCACUAAGAGACGUCUGGUUAAGAGGGUGCGGGAACACAUGCCCGCCUGGCUAGACAGAGGUAAGAUCCGGUCGAUUUGGACUUCUAUUUUCGCACAGUUAAUCAAUACGAAUCACCCAGUCGAUGCCAAGAAGGCAUUUCAGGUUGUCUACUGGACGCCAACAUGCUUCUCUAGAGGCCUACGCCAACGGAUACUGGCAACGGCUGAGACAGUGGCUAUAGGGCUAGCGAAUGCGGUGCUAUGCUGUCAGAAAACCCUGACACAAACGCUCUUCCUGCCAUAGUCAACGCCAACCCGAAGUGAUGACGACACGCCGCCUCAAAUCAUUAAUUACAGUGAUAGCUACUCCGUGUACUCAAUCCAAGAGCAUCACUCAAAGACUCUCUUACCCACCUCCCCAAGCUCUGAGGACCAACACCCGCCGACCUUGACAUGCGAGCGGCGUGGGGAUGAUGAGUGUUAAUGACUAAAUAGCCUUUGAGACACCUAUAAGCACUGUCGAUUUUGUACAUUUUCAUCCCUUCAUGUAAUUGUAUUGGCCUGAGGAAGAAUAACCGAAACACAUGUUUGCCAACUUAACUUCUCAAACAAUUUUUGAAAGGAACCCUGGAAAAAAAUAUGCUCUCUUUUAGCCGUUUGGCAGAGAAUCAAUUCAGCGUUAUAUUUUAUGCUUGAAGAAUGAAUAUAAUUAGGUUUUAAAAUGCUUAAUUAUGAAUUUUUUUAAGACGGAGUAAUAUCCAUUCAUAGAGCAUCGUAGCUGUCCGUUUACCACAUGUCCUCGUGAAGUGUACGACAUAGUACGCAUCCAUUGUAAAAUUUAUAGACUCUUUAUGAUGCUUUUUUAAAGGCAUCGAAGAAUGUGGUUUUCUUUAUGCAGAAGGCGUGCACCUUGCAGACUGAAAUCACUAAGCCCGAAUGCAACGACUGAUCAGGCUCCAAAUUAUUCGGUAAUUAAAAACCUUUUCUAAAAGCUAAUUAUAAUCCUUCAUUUAGCAUAAAAUAAAACGAUGACUUGUUUCUCUGUCAAACGGCUGAAAGAAAGCAUAUUUUUAUUCAUGUUUUCUAUGAAAUAUAUUUUAACUUGCAAGACCAUCAAAAAUCAUUGCGAAAAAUGUAUGCUAAUUAUGUAGUGAUAUUUUCCCGAGUACGCUUUCUAAGGCAGUUAGAAAAGCAGUGUGUUUAAAGGCCGAAAUCCUGCCGAGUCGGAAACACUAUAGGAUUAUGCCGCAAGGUGAUCAGUAUUAAAAGCGCGCCUAAUCAAUCCUUCCUAAUCGAAAACGCUUUUCAGAAUUUCAGCUAAUACUUCAUGAGAUCGCUCACUCACUGUAGUCGUUUCCAUUGGUAGGCAAACUUGGUAAAGCCCUGAGUGGGAGGUUCUGACGUGCUGUCUAGCUUUCUUAUGUACCAGCGUAAAGUACCAGUAAAGUAAAGGGCUAAACAAGCCCACUCCGCAGGUCACACGCCGCUGCUCCAUACAAGUGGCUGGGGCGGCAGGGGCCUGCGUCUUGGCGCGCUUCCAUCCCCCACAUCUGUGGCAAUCGGUCUAGGUGCGCAGCUUACAAUAAUGCGUUGCGUAACAUUAGCUGAGUUGUGUGUCCUUGAAACUGAGCUCCUGCAUGACCCGUCAUAGAGGGCACGGUCUCCACCUGGCACAUAAAAGACAUGGACUCUGACGUCAGCGUGGCGAACGGUGCUAAAAAGCCCGCUUUAAGAAAGAGCCAUUGAGAAUUGGCUGUUGCCCGACGAGAUGGUAGACGUUAAUAAUUCUGUCUAUAACUAGAGACACACAAGGAUGGAUUUCACAAUAACGGCCACAAUCCUGAGCUGAAUGUCCUAAUUUGUCACUUGACAGAUGGCGAGACAAAGCAUAGUGGUUAGCGUGUCGGAGCACUUUUGACUAUUGAAUGUCACAUUAGCCCACAUAUACUAUUUUAGCAGAUUUUUGGUCCACAUACUGGCGUAGGUAAAAACAGGUUUGGGUCUGAUAUCUGGGAAAAGGGUGGAAAUAGUCAGUGCGUAUAUGACUAAGAUUUAGGCGAAAUGACAAUUAAAUUGUUAUGCCAACAUCAUAAAGGUCACUAGUGAGUUUUAUUUGUCAUAUUUCACAGGGCUCAAAUAUAUGCACCUAAAACGUUCCGGCUGGUAUAAUAUCUCAACAGGGACUCAGCAGAAGGUGUAAGUUCUCGUGGAAAUCAUGUGAGGAAAUUAUGAUCAAUUAUUAAACAAUGAACUGAGUUGCGGAAGACAAUUCACCUUCAGACUUUGAUGUGAGGACGCUGUCUAGUUGAACAGAAGAUUUCGAAGGGCAAAACAUUAGCCACAAGUGGUUUACUGAUGAGUUAUCACUCUUGAAAUCAGAUCUGUGAGAACCGAUAACAUGCUGUCACUCAUUGUAAAAACUACCUAAUUGACUUCCCUUAUCUAUUUUCAUUAAAACGUAGGUGCUGCUCCAGUGUUGGCCGUCAAAGCGCAAGCCAACCACAAACGGUUUCGAUCGCUCCGCACUGUGAGGGUGAGACACUCGUCAUGCACGAACUCGGACAUGUCAUGGGGUUUUGGCACGAGCAGAGCCGACCCGAUCGCGAUGGUGAGUUUCUGAACGAUGUUUCCAAUAAAUCGUCAAUGUUAACAGCUGAUCGGCGGCCGUUAGCUGGCUGCACGGGCACAUCUGUCCAAUACUGCCUUAAAUUGUCAUAGCAAUUACCUCUUUCCUUUUUGCAGCAUGAUACAUGUAUGGCCAACUUUUCACAGAGCGUUAUUAACAAACACAGAUGGAUAUUGGUGAAUUUCGUUUUUCAGUCUACAGUAUGACUGGCUGGGAUGUCAAUUCAGGUUUACGAGAAGUAUUUGGCAGGGCUGCUUUACACAGUCACCCAAACAGGACAUGGCAAUAGGAACGGUGGGCCCAAGUAAUAAAGGCGGAACUGCACAUAAUUCCUGAAGGGGUAUAACUUCCCCCUGUACUAAUCCCAACAAGGCCUGUAAUGUAUAACUUUACCGUUUUUCUAAUCUUGACAUUAUCGCUAACCUAGAACUUGACACUGUAGCUAACAUUAACCCCAACGUUAACCCUAAACUCGGUCCCGACUUAUCUUAAUGUAAACUUUGAAUUUACCCUUUUACCUAAUCCUUAGGCUGAUCUAACCCUAGCCUUGGAACUAACCCUGUUUCGGUUGGUAUUUAACGCAAAGGAACCCGUUUUACAAGUGGUUACUGUUUGCAUAUGCAAUUUGGGGGCUACAUAAGUCAGUGCCGCCAAAUAAUCUUUUAGGUGUUUGUUUUGUGGUGGAAUUACGUCCACUGGCAGUUUGUAAGAGCAAUUUUGCGGUAUCCACUUUUAUUUGUAUCAGAAAUUUGGGCAGCAUAAAAUGCUUGUUUGCAUCCUUUUCCAUAUUAGAUUAUGUGGAAGUAUUUGAGGAGAACAUUGAAGACACAAAAUUGUUUAAUUAUGAUAAGAAGGGUACUGAUGUCAUUGAUUCACUUGGCGAACCCUAUGACUACUACUCUAUUAUGCACUACCACGAUGCUGCCUUUAUCAAAUCUGACAAGAAUCAAACAAUGAGGCCUACCAAAUGCUGUCCAACUCCAAAAAUUGGCCAUGCAAUUACGCCCAGCGUCGGUGACAUUAGACAGGCGAAUAAGCUCUACAACUGCCCCUGUAAGUUGAGUUGUGCUUGUCACAUUUAUCCGGAUGUCCCCGCAUUUCAGUGACUUUAAAGUUCCUUUGUGUAUUGUGACAAUUUAUGCCCCCAUGUACAUGGCUAAAGAGUGCCAUUCACUUAUUAGCGUUUAUGUCCUUGACUCGAUGGCUUCUGUUGGUCAUUAGGACCAUUUUAGCCCAUGGCGCGUGACCAUAGGUGAUGCGGGACGUUCAAAAACGAGGUACAGUUAAGAGACAUUUAGCAAAAUCUGAGCAUCAGGAUGGUUAUCUCAGUAAAGUUCAUGCCCACAUGGUGUUAAAAUAUUACUAAUGUAUGAUGCAUAUAUAUGUAUAUACGCAUGUUAUGCAUGCAUAUGAUAAAGGGUGCUCGCCGAUGGUGUCACGUGACAAACUCGUUUAAUUGCCCUUUGGAUUUACUCUAAAGCCCCAUCAUCAGGCACUCUAUGGAAACUGCAAUGGUCAUUUCCGGUUUAUUAGCCUUCAUAUUCAGCCUCGCAAACCGCAAGGAACAUAACCUAUGAGGUCUGUUAUGCGAUUGGUAACCCACCCCUAAUAUAGUAAGUUUGCUUGAUCGGAAAAGACAGGACAAUCCUGUGGCACUAAUCGAUUUAGAUGUCGUGUACAAAUUCUCCAAAAUCUAGUGGACACAAACGGAACCGUUGCCGAUAGGCUGGCGGGGUACAAUUAACGCGUAUUGGCGGAGUGUGCGGUCAGUCGCGGAUUCAUCUAUUAGACACGGUUAAAUAGUUAACUGUUUCCGCAGAUGACCUAUGAGUCUGAUGGCGACCUGUGAAUUUCUAUCCAGACUUUGUGCAGUAAAAUUUGUUUCUUUAUCAGAGAAUUGAUCUAUUUCUAGUUUAAUAUUCUGGAAUGCCUAUUGUUAAUUACGAAUAAUUGCUAUUUUUGGUAAUCCCUUGGGGCGGGGAACAAGGUCUUAGGUAAAAUACGACUAGAAACAAAUUUUGAGACUUGCCGCCACACUCUAGUUUCUCGUCCCACAUACAAAUGCAGGAUGGCUAUUAUCAAUUGGUUAUGGUUGGAUUAAGCAUGUGAUUUGUCCCGAAGCAAUAAAAACAGUUUAUUUUCUAAAUUGGACAUUAGACCUCACGUUUCCAAAUGGACAUUGCGCCUCUUUCUGCAACAUACAAGUGCCAAAAGGUUUCACUAGCAUGACCUACGAUUCUAAUCGGGCAAGUUGCGUUCUGAAACAGGGCUAAUAACGUACACUGACAGUAACAAAUUUAUUGGUUCAGUAUAACAAAUAGUUUGUCCUUUUUCUCAGCAACAUUUGCUAUCAGAUCAUUUAAUCAACCGUGUAAUUACGAUUGACGUACUUAUUUCCCCAGCCUGUGGACGGACGCUUAUAGAAAACUCCGGCACGUUUGCUGCUCCACUGGCCGAUUCACUCCGUCGGACAGCUGAAACAAACGACCAGCAGCAUGAACUGAAUUUACCCGCAAAGGGAGUUAACAAAAGUCAGUUUUACAAAGAGGCCCCCUUGGAGGCUGCUAUAACAAAUCAAGUAAGGUCGUCCAUAGAUGCACUUCCCUCCCAGAGCAAGACGCAUAUGUCCAAUCUCAAUUAUACCACUCAGAAUUCCAUUUUCUGUCAGUGGAGAAUUGUAGCGGCCAAUCAUGAGUACAUCCGCCUAACGUUCACGCAUAUGGACAUGCUUUCUCCUUCACAGCAGUCGCCAAGUAGAAAACACAGUCAAACCAUUUCUACAAAGGAUUCCCGUCGAUGCACCAAGGAGUUUGUUGAGGUCAAGGACGGGUAUUAUUCUGGCUCUCCUCUGAUUGGUAUGCUGAAGUUACUUAUUAUAUCCAUUAAUUUUAACGGUGAGUUUAAACGUUCAAGCAUGAGAUCAAGUGUUUAACACUCUAUACUGACCACAUUCUAGAAUAUACAUAAUUCAGUCUAGGAAUCGAAAUGCAGCUGGGGAUCUACGAAAGCAAACACAAAAAUAAAUUAUCAAUACCAGAGACGUCCCAUAGAGAAACGGGAGUUUUAUUAACCUAUCCCGUUAUUUGUCGGUCAUGCUAACACAUUUGGUUUUCGCUUACGUAUGCGAUGCGGAAAACGUCACUUUGUUACCAACCUUUCAGUCCCUUGUUGCUACCAAAUUCUUUGAAUCGAACGUACGUCUCAAAUCUCGCACGUAUUCUUCAUUUCACCCGAUACAUCAUCAGGGAAGACGCGAUAAAGGUACCAGUCUAUUUUGGGGUCUUUUGCUAAGGUCUAGCGAAAUUAGGGCCACCGUUAAGGCUGGGUUCGGCGUUAAGGUGAGCCUUAGUGUUGAGGUUAGGGUGAAGGUUAAGGUAGGGUAGGCCAAGAUUAAUGUUAGGUUUAAGGUAAGACCUAAGAUUAGUGGCAGAGUUUAGUUUAGGGUCACUGUUAGUGUUUAAGCCGGUCUGAUGAUAAGCGUUACGCCAAGGGAAUAUUUAUAUUUCUUUGAAUUUUGUGUCAUACGACCUUAUUACUGAGCUUCUUAUUUUCGUAACUUAUCCGUUAUCAAGGCGCAGGAAAUGAAUAAGCAAUCUGGUAAUAUUCAGGACAAAUGGUAAAAUCUUAUUGUUUUUUGGACACAAUUUAAACAAUGAAAUGCGUUGUUCGAUUAUUGAUAUGGAAGAUUGUGUUGUACCCGUUUGUUUAAAUAGGAGAGGAUCUUAAUUUCCAAAGUCAUAAACUUGUGAUAUUCAACGUGACAAUAACUCCCUGUACUUUCGUUUGGCAUACUGCCCCAUUUUCCAUUCAUAGGUAGGUACUGCGGAAAAAAAAUCCCACGAACGCUGGUUUCUUCAAGCUCCAGAAUGUUGAUUGAAUACAGACGGCCUGCGGGUCAAUCAGGUACUGGAUUUAUUGCCCAAUACAAAGGUAAGCAUGCACUAAAAAUAUAAAUUUAAGAUGAAGUGGGGGAUUUGACUCUUGCUUGUAGUACAUGAUAUAUGUGUUUAAAAACGGCAUAAGCACUUUAAUGUUUACUUGCGAAAGAGCAGUGUACUGUUGGCAGCCGAAAUCACGGCUCGAAAUGCCAGAGGAAUCAUUUGCGGUGAACAAUCCUUCCUUAGACGAUGCAAAGUUGUAGACAACAUCGUCAAUUACCUCCCUCCUAUACAAAUAUGCCCGAAAGCCGAUGAAGGGAUGGCCACGGCAAACGCAAAAUGGGGGCUAGAAUUCCUAAAAUACCUGUUACACUGCCACUUACACACAUAACGAACUUAUGCGCCAAAUCAUCACUGAUCCUAUAUGUCAAGCCCCAGGAAAAACAAUGAGCGGUCCAGUAAUAGUUUAUUGUCAACUCACUAAACCGCCAAUUCCCUCAACUAUCCUAAUACUUGCCGACCUCUACUGUGACGUUGAAAUCAACAGUUGGUCCAUACACCUUCGUGUCUGUAGCGAUAUGGCGGUUCGAAGAGAUGCACCCUACUUGUGUAACUUAUGAAGAUCGAAAAUUCGAGUCACUGCUCUUCUGUGGACUCUCAGUAUAUGUCAUUCUCUUAGGGGUAUUUCAUCUGAGUCCUUCAAUGCGAAUAACGUCCUAUUACAACCGCACGUCAGAGUUUUUCGGGGUUUGUUUCCGAUUCGGCAAAGACACUUAACCAAGCUGUAAGCAUUGGCGUUCAUUGAUAGUCCACUCUUGCCUUGUUUAAUUCCCGAGGAAAUUAAGGCGCGAACUUGCCAUAAAUCUUUCGAAACGGGCCUUUUCAGCCACGCUCCAAAUGUACGGUAAAUCACUGCACAGUUCGAUAGUCCACUCUCUUAGCUGCAACGGUAGAACCUUCUCCAUCCGCAGCCAGAGCACUGAUGUGUUUAUCGGCCUAGAGUCCCCUUUAUGGACUGCGUUGGACUAUAGGACGGAAUUUGUGCGGCAUUAAAACGAUAUUACGUUGAGUGUGAUUACUCAUCUAACCUAUCGUUUUGAUAUGACGGAGGACAGGCUACACUGUUGCAGCAAUUUUGGUAGGUUUCAUAUCAGAUGUGUUGUAAUUGGCUCAAUGCCAACAACCCUUACGUAGUCCUUAUUUAGUUCCUUUGUGAAUAGACUGUUUACCAGUUUUUGUUCCCUAAAACGGACAGUGCGCAAGUUGCGCUGGAUUAACACGGGGCCAAAACAGGGUCCGCGACACGUUAUUGGACCUCGCACCUAUAACGAAUGUAAUUCACUGAGUGUGGUUGGACGCUACGGUGCAGGUCUACGCCUGCAGAUAUCGCCUGCGGUCCUUUUGAUUCUCUCUUGACACCGGGCCACAGAAGGCGAGGAAGGAAUGAGUGUGGUAGAUGCAGUACGUGCCUACUCUUCCAUUUACCUGAUCCAUACACAGGCCACGGCCCCUGCCAACAACCUACUGUGGGGCUCACGGUGGGCACCGUCGGCAACAACGGUCGUACUGACGGUCGUUCGAUAACGUUCGACCAGCUCAAUAAAAAUACCUGUUCUCUGAUUGUGAUUCAGCCCGUCUUAUGUCCUAUGGCUCUAUCGUUCACCGUCGAGCAGUUGUGUCCGGGUGCGGCGGGGUAGACUGCCACCAAUGUUAGUUUAUUUUUUAUUCAUGCCUACACGAGAUUGCUCGUACACGAGUUCAAUUUAAGAAGGAACGGUGACUUUUCCCUAAAGCGUUUACUCUCCCCAGACAUAGCACCGGUUCGUUUUCGAUCACAGUCAGAUGACCCGAUUUCGCGUAUCGAUGCGGGUCACUUGAUAGACUUCCACAUUAACAAGCAUAUGUGGCUUUCUGUACUUCAUCAUGUGGUACGCAAAAAAUCAAUGGAAAUCUCAGAAACACUCCUGUGAGGAGUAAAUUGAGCAUACAGUGAGUUGCGCAUUUGAUUUUUAUCUCCUAGAUAGACAUGCAAGAUACCGUAAAAUCGGAUAAACAAACAGUAUGAAUACUUUGGAAGUGUGUUCACCGAUCGGAUUACUGGAGAGUCUUGCACUGCGCAUUGGCAUCUAUAUAGAGCUCCGCAGGGUGCCGCAGAGAGGCUGAUAGUCUAUGCGGUAGCCUCGCUCUGCUUAUACUGCGAGCCGCAAUGCGACUGUCUGCGGUGUUCUAGAGGGAUUCUUGAUGCACAGCAGCAAAAACGUCUCCUGGAACACGAUCAGUGAAUUCACAUGCAACCUAAUCCACAUUCCUGAUAAAAGGCGACAUGAAAAUGUCAUCGUGGCUCAUUGAUUGGCCUGCAGACUUAUCAGAACGUUAUAACAAGCAACAUGCUAGUUCGACCCACAAGUAUUUCCAAGCUUCAGUUUGGACAAGACCGCCUUAUAAGAGAAAGAGAGGGAGAGAGCUGGAAAUUGUCAUCCGGGUUCCGGUCAUCUUUGCCGGUAAUGCCAUUCUGUGUAUAUUUAUAUAGGUUACUUGUUUAUGAGCCCUCUGAGAAACGAAUGACUUUCUGCGAAUUUCCGAUAACAGUUUCAGAGCUCGUCAUCGGACAUAUAAGCAAUGAUUACAAUGGUGACAUUAAAAAAACUGCAUAAAAACUCGAUGCUUGUUUCGGCGACUGUCUGUGAUGUCUCCAUAUUGAAUCCCAUAGAGGUACAUAACACGCAUAUCCCCUAACGUGCUGGAUAUCUGCCUUUCCCACGAAAAUAUAUACAUGCAUAUUGCCAUGUUAGUGUUGUUUACGGAUAAGAUUACGGGAUAUUCAGUUCGUGACGAAAUUUAUUAUCGAUCUGGUGACUUAUCUAUCAAUCGAAAAGAAAAUAAUAAGGGUUUAGAAUGACCGACCGACAAAAACAGUAGUCAACAGCCACCUUUGCGAUGUCAGACAGCGUUUUUAAUGCUCCGGUGCGUUAAGAUCAUUCGCCCUGCCUAUAAGCUGUUCCAGGUGCACUGGCCUUACUACAGUUUGGCCGACUGCAGCCAUAUUCUCCCCACGCCGCCCUUGAACACACUAAGCAGCAUAGGUAUUAGGGUAACGGGACAGACAGCCCUUAAACACAAGCCAUUUGAAACUGAUUCCAAAAAGAAAUAAAGCAGUCAACACUGGUUCCGAACUCUCUCAGACACGAUUUGCUGCCGUUAGAACAUCCACCGGCAUUGCUAAUGGUCACUGUCAACCAAUAUAUCAAACCAUGGUUCUCUGCAAAAUAAGAUAAUUUCAUUAGGCGUUUUCUGGCAUUAACUGCUGAUUAGGGAUAGACAAAAGACAAAAUUAACUAUGACGGCCGUCUCCGGCUUCUAAGCCAGCGUUCAGUUGUACCAAUUUCUGCAAGAUCGUUGCCUUUAUAGUUUUGAAAAUUCCUAUUGAAGAAUCCAAAAGACGAUUUGGCAGGUAUACGUUUGCAUCCGAUAGAUUCUCUUUAGGCCGGUGCAUUUAUAUUGCUGUUGAAACGACUGAUUAAAAAGUAUGUGUAAGUUUGUAGAUAAUUAUGCCGAAGCUGGGGUCUGGGGAGAAGGAGAGUGAAACCAAAAUUGCAGUCAACGUCAGGGGGAUGGUGGACACCAGGAAAGGUAGUUAUAUUCGGGUGCUUAGCAUAGUGGCUUUGACCCAUGGUAACCGUGGGGCCUGCAAGAAGUUCUCCUGCGCGCAUGGAACUACUUUGUAUAGCCCGAUCGCAGCCGCCCAAGUAAUUUUGAUAGCCUCACGGAACCUUGUAAAUCACUCAGAAGGCCUGUCUGACAUCUACACCGUGAUCUCUGUCAAAGAUUACGCGAGGAUAGAGCUGCCAACGCUCUUUAUUUGAAUCCUUCCUUAGCAUGUUGGGAGGUGUUUUCUUAUUCUGUUUAACAAACACCAGCUCGUGUUAGCAAUAUGUUCUGCUCCACAGGAGCAAGUGAAGGAUUAAAUGCAUAUAGGGGUAGGCUGGGCUAACAGUUUAUCACUGACCUCUCUAUAUUAGGGUGGAACUUGUGGCAAAGAAUACAUGGGCGUCAGCUGUUGUAAAGAUGCGUGGCACAGCUUGAAUUAGGCGGCUUGAAGUGCGCCUGGUGCGCCGCCUUGAAACGAAACCCUGGUAGCAAGCUCUGUCUUUUUUGUCGUCAGCAUCGAGGGUUUCAGUGGUGUUUCAGUAAUGUACUUGUCAUUUUAGUAGGAACAUAGAUUCACAGAUCUGAAGAGAAUUUAUCGGAAUCAAACGUAUGUUUCUCAAAUAGUCUUUUGAAUCAUCUCUUUUAGUCCAUAGCUUAGUAUAUAUGAUUUUACGAAAUGCUGCAGUACCAGUGUUACAUAGUCGCUAUGUAAAAACACAAAGGUAUUUUCAUUACUGGGCAUGUUUGCAUCCCUUUCAGGCUCUCCUCAAAGUCUGUGUUGAAAAAUCAUAAAAAAUACAUAUUCGUGUCCGUUUCGUUUUGAAGAACGCGUACCACUGCCGAAUCAUCAUAGGAAAAGGACCUUACAGGGCAUCCGGAUAUGCAGACUAUUUAACUGAUAAAAAUGCAGCAAUUUUUGAGAAAAUUAGAUGAGGUUUGGAAUGCUGACCAUCUCGUUCAGCCGUGUGAAAGCUUUAGAGUCAGCGACAUGCUCCCACAAUUAGGAUCUUCGAGGUAUAUCUAUUUAUAGAUGCCGAAUAGAGUUAGCAUCCAUAAGCAUUAGUUGGCCCAAAGUAUGCUUACAAAUUGGAUAUUCGUAAGCGGACUUUAAGGAAAAUAACUGACAUGGCAGACACCUUGUAAAUUUCCUUACGGCAUUAGUGUUUACGGUAAUAAAGUCUUUCGUCAUUGUUAGUAAAGGUUUAGGAAACAUACCUCUCAUGAUUAUAAUUUUGUGCCUAUGGGUUGAAGUACACAAAGUCAAGAAUUAUAUUGGAUUAUUUUUCUGUACUAGUUGCAUGUGGCGGCAAACUGAAUGAAAGCGACGGCUACAUUUACAGCCCAGGUUACCCUGCCAACUACCUGCCAAACAAGGAGUGUGUUUGGAAGAUCAAAGCUCCCGAAGGAUUCUUCGUUAACCUUAUUUUCCUGAGUUUUAACGUAAGUACCAAUGUGAUUGCUGCAGUUGUUUCCAUUGGAGUUGAUUAUUAUGCACCUUAUUGGACAAACAUAACCAAAGAUAACUGUCAAACGUUAUAUAAGCUAAACCGAAUGGAUCUCGAGCAACUGGCGUCUUUUUAAAUCAUAAAGAACUUUGUUCUUGUUUUUCAUCAUCUAGCAGUUGUGUUGCUUGUUAAUGUGAGGAGUUCAUUUUUGAAAUUAACUGCGGACCCUUGAAUGUUAUCGCUGCAGAUCAGAAUACAGUCCGGACACAUAUUUCCAUUAAAAGUCACCUAGAGAAUUUAACAUUAAGUCUAAAUGCCUUUGGUUAUCAUUGUCUGAUAUAUUUAUAAAAGCAACAGGGGAGGACUAUGUCUGUAAAAGUAACGGUAUUUGGUGAGCGGCAUGUCCCCUACGGGGACCGGCGUUGAGGCGGUACAGUAGCCUCAGAUUCGUCCAUGUUGAGCAAUUUCGCAGGGACUUCAAUUGGCCUCCGCAAAUUUACUGCCAAUAAUUUUUAUACGAAGACUUCACAUAGUUGACAUCAGCUGAAACUGUCAGCGCAAACACUGCCGGGCUAAAAGAAUGGUUUUGUAAAUAAUACGCUGAUCACCGCCAGCGUAUACAUCCAAAAGGCUGGCACUUCACUCUCCGUCCUAUGAGGGGGCUAGGGACCUGAGAAAUGUUUAUGGUUCACCAGAUCAGAGGAAUUUCAUGACUGACGUUUAGGAUGGCUUGGCUAGUUCCCGCGGAUCUCUUGCGUUUACUAACCUGACGAGCUGGGACUUGAGAGCAGUUAUGAGGGCACUGAAACCUUUCAUUAUCCCCUGAGAAAAACGCCCAAACGCAGCCGGCAACCUACCUCAUAAAUAUUAACCCACUUUCUGCAAUGAGCUUUUGAUCGGAAAGUAUGGGUUGAGUAUGGUUGUGACAUUUUGAUUCUUUCCAAUUCAUGGAUAAUUGUGGGCGCCGGCUCUCGUAGCAUUUGAGUUCAGAGCUUACAAAAUGUAGAUUUUUCGUCCUUCAACUAGGGAAAUAUCGUAAAUUCCUCUAGAAUAUUAAAUAUAUCAUAAAAAACUCAAACACACUUAUCUAAAUGCGUGGAUUGUCUUGCAUACUUCAUGGGGAUGGUUUACAAUGAGACGGAGAAGACGAUAUUUGAAUGGACUCCUCGGAGUCUUCAAAAACAUGUAAUUAGUAAGUUUUCAGACCGAGAGAUACCCGUUUAUAAAAUACACAUUUCGAAGCAAAAUUAGCCUACUAACAGUGCAAGGAAAGAUACUUUUGGAUAUAUAUUCCAUAAUGGUAGGGAGCGCUAACCAAUCCUUCUUACGGAAUUCACUCGUUCCGUGCCCUUGUUUUUGUCGGUAAUGCCAUUCUGCCUGUACAUUCCAUAGCAUAUAUCUCGGUUUACAAUUACAGCGAAAGUCAGUGGCACAAGCGCAUAAUAUUCAAGUAGCCAGUUUUGUAGAUUUUGUCUUUUAUGCGGCCUGAGAGCUGGUACCUUGGCAUAAAUAAAGUAUCCCGGCAUUAUGCCAUAUGCCAAGCAUGACCGCGCUAGACUCAAAAUCCAUUGCCCAGUUUAACUAGGUGUGAUGUUAAGUAUUUAACAGUGUUUUAAUUAUGCCUUUGGUCGUAGACGGAAGCCUUUGUGCUAAAACACACAGUCUCACAAGGCGCAAAGUACACAUUACCACUUACAAUGGGACUAGUCUAUCUGAUCAAGGCGAUUGAACGAAACGAGGGGAAGCUGCGACUGGGGACAGGAUAUAUACUCAUCAUCAGGAAUGACAUUGCCAGAAGACCACCCUUCCUCCAAGCGUAAUAUUCAUUAGGCAAACAACGAUCGUAUGCAUUCCUUCCAUGCAUAUACUUGCCCUUAAAAACAACAUGCAAGCCUUGAUGAGGACACCACAAAUUCACUUCGACGGUUUUCCGAUGCAUAUUAUUUACGCAAGGUCUAAUCACAUCCACAACUAAGAUAGCUUUAUUUAAUUGCGAACGCAAACUGCAACAGAGGCUUAGGUAUGUGCUUAACAAUUUUCUGUCUUGAAGAACAGCGAGGGAUUGACGAUACGCGAAAAAUAACGAUGCGGAGGCUCCCUUAAUGUCAUCUAUCAUUCCAUGAAUUUCGGCCCUUUGCUACGGCGUCGACGUCUGGCGUGAAUAAGUGCAUCCUGUUGUCAGCCACAUAAAGGCUUAAAGGUGCAGUUUGGGCAGCUGCGCAAAAAUAACAGUUACCAUAACGUCUUCAACAAAAAUCAAUGCCGACAUAAACUUUCACUGACUGUGCAGGAGACCUCCACACAUUUUACAAAUAUUGUCUUGCAUAGGCAGAUCGGAAUUUACUGAUCUACAAUAAUCAGUGUGGUUUCCCGUCUUAGUGUUGCCGUCGAAAUUAACGUUGUCUCCGUGUAAAUGGAAGGGUUUACUGCUCUGAGAUACGUGAUUCCGGUCUUGAAAACCUCAUUGGAGGACAACAGAAUAUUUGCGGCUCGCUAAACGCAUAUAACGUGCCAAUGCCGAUUGGAUGCGCUUAAAAUUACCAAAUUGACGGUGUUAGUUAUGGACGCAGCUCUGUUUUAAAACCACAGAUGGAUUGAUAUCAUUAUGGAUGAUAUACACACGGUGUGUUACGUCCAUGCAUACACCGGUUGUAAACGUUACUCGCGUGCCCUUUGGCUACGUGGGCUAAGACACCGUCUGUGUCCUCUAGUAGACUAUGGCGCUGCGAUGGUCCUCCAAACUUUGGAUCAUUCGCAAGCUCGUUGGCGAAAAGUGAAAUCUACGUGGCGAAUAAAGAAUUAUCGCUGGCGUGAACGUAUUGUACAUACUACGGUGUUUACUAAAACAGUUUCAGUUCCGCACAAAAAGAUUAUUAAAUUUAUGUGGUUCCCGCUGUUUUCAUCAUUUUCUCCCAAAGCGGAAUCCGUUGUGUAAUUUCAGUUAGGUUUUUAAAACAUUUAUGCCAUUAAAUAUUACACUGUCCAACGGUCCAUCAUCGUAUAUGUUAUUUAUAAAACACACAAGGCAGCUUAACACUAAGUUUUCCAGAUGAACUGAAACUUAAAAACUGCGGUUCACCUAAACUAUUUGUUGACGGUUUUCAUUUACAGCGACGUUUCUAAUUUCUUAGGUCGCGGAAAGUGAGAACUGUCAAUACGACUACUUAGAAAUAUAUGAUGGCCCCUCGCAAAAUUCAGCUCUGCUACACAAGCUGUGUGGGUCUAAUAUACCAUUGUCUGUUCGGUCGAGGAAAAGCACAAUGACUUUGCGCUUCGUCACUGACAAUACGGCUGAAAACAGGGAUUUGCAAUCAAGUAUCACAUAGGUAAAUAUUUGUUACAGGUAUGAGUGGAUAAUUAAAAAUGCAUGUGCCUUUUAGUCCGCAAACCAAAACGUAUAUACGACUAACAAUCUUCCUCUGUUGCACAUUAUAUUUACCGAGCAGCCCUGAAAAGCCACAGAUCUACCGCCAUUGUCACCAGACAGUUAUAUUACACCGUCGAAAUCAGCGGUCGAAAUGUUAUAUUAGAAACCCGUUUUUGAUAUUGGCUGCGUAAUUACACGGACUGAAGCUUCAAAACAAAACGGGACAUUCAACUGUCAAAAAACACACACAGAAUUUGAAGUUUUUCUAGAUUGAAUCUAGCCAUUGAUAUUCUUGGCGUGUAAAGCAAAUAAAUCUUAAUAAGAAAAUUCUCUAAAACUGCAUUUAUCGCGUAGGGAUUACAUUUUCUGAGUGGUAGAUUCUAGUGUGGAAUAAAAAACAUAUUGGCGCAGUUUCCAUUUAUAAACUGCACGCCAAAUAAUUAUUAUUUGAUGUCGUCUCUUUGACCACGUAAGUAUAACAAAGAAAACAAUACAAGGACACACGCCUAUAAAUAGUAUGUUUAUAGACACUUGUCAAGAUCCUACAGCCUUCUGAAAAGAAAUACCUACGUGAUUCUGCCACGCUACAUGCAUGUGUUUUAACAAUUGUAGCUAACUGUGGUGGAGUUUUAAACGGUCAAAAUGGAGAAUUGCUCACGCCAAAAUAUCCCGAGGUCUACCCACCAAGUCAGCACUGCGCUUGGUAUAUUGCUGUCCCGUCUGACCGAUUCGUCCUCCUUAGAUUCACCAACUUUAGUCUGCAGGACGGUGAUGGUGUGAGUUUCUGUGACGCUGUCUAUAAAAACUAACCAUUUUAUGGUUUAUUUGAUUUCGCAAGCUAGGCAUGCUUAAGUCGUUCGCUGUAGUCUGCGGUCAGUUUGAAGUGCACUAUUGUUUAUGCAGUCUAAAUAAAUCCAUGUAGAGAUCAGCUGACUGAAGGGCAACUAAGCAACAACAGAUUAUCAGACCUUACGUGAUGAAGUGUUGAGUGAACCCGAGGCCGCACAAUCACCAAACUGAACCAUGUGAGACAGGAGAAAGCAGAAAACCCUAGAUUACAGGGUGUCGGUGGACAGAAAUUUGAUUUACUACCUGGGACAAAGGUGACUGCCGCUGAGGUAAGUGCGUGUGCUGACUGCGUUAAAGUAUGCCUGAUUGUCACUGAGAAUAGGGAUGCAAAUGCUUUAUAGGUCUGGAGGCAGUAAAAUCAAGUGUCAGGUGUCCCAGUGCUAUGGGCCCUAUUACGCGAACAGGGACACGUCCAGUGACCGGCGUUGAACUGGCCAAUAAAUGGGCUGUUUUGCGAAUUUGUUAAAGCAAACCGCGCUUAAACUAUCUUGCGACAUGUGCAUGUCAGGUAGCGCACUGUUUGCGCGAGCCAUAAACUACUGCUGUGCGUAGGUCAGGUAUGACCGCAAGCCUAAACGUAGGUAAUCACACCACAUCCACACUACGACUAAUUCAUCGGCAGUUGCUUGAUGCGAUUCGGCAGUCCACUGACUGUCCACAAAAGUUAAUAUACAUGCCCCUGGAAGCGACUGAGGAGGCGUAGACGCGAAAGCCGGAAGUAAGUCUUUUACUGUUCCGAUUUUUUAAAUUCGUGUUCUAGCACCGCCGCGCUACGCGAUAAGCAGAAUCAGAUGCGUGCAAUUCAUGCCCAUCGGGUUAUCGUCUUCAUAUUGGUUUGGUCAAUUUGCUACAGCACACUUAACAAUAUGAGUGACUCCCUCUACAUUAAACGCGGUUUUCUUAAGUUUGAGAAUGGUCUGACUGCCGGCACUCGAUUUGUUACUCAUUUCAACUGCAUCAUCCUUGUUGGGUUUUGGCGAGAAAAUUACUCGGUGAUUCGGCUCACUGAUACUGGCACUGGAGACAGUGUUCGCCACCACACUCCCCGUGUGAAUAAAAACUCUGUCUACAUCACGUCUUGACGCUCAGUAUAGACUGUGGCUUCGUCGAGAAUUAUUCAUCGUCGAACUUGUAGGUGUGACCGGGGCACAUUGAAUGACCUGUGACUUGGAAGCUGACGUUAUUUCGCCUACCUUCUGUUUCACGCCUGUCCGACCGUGUCCAGAUCAGUUCUUCGACAUACUUUCUUUGCAUCCAGUUACAUCAGAUCCGAAAAUGACUUUAGAAUAUACUUGUUACGAGAGCUUGUGGGGGAAUUAUGACAAUUUCAGAGUCGAAUGCCGAUCACUGGGUAUUUGUAACGUCAAGGGCAAGCACCUUCAAUGAAGGGCCGUAAGGAUAGUGCCUUCAUCCUCUAAAUAUUACUAUCCACUGCGCAUGAAUAACCCAUAUCUGAUACUGCCUCUACGAAUUCGAACGCAAAUCUAAAACGUCAAAUGAAUAACUCUAUUUUUUCAACGAUUUAAUCUUAUUCACAACUCCCGUAGAUUUGAGAUCUGGGGCACAAACAGGGGAAUUUAAUGACACUGAGGCAGUAGGGUGGUGCGGAUAAACGCCGAAAAUCGCAGUAUUGGCUGUCGGGUACAGUAAUCACAUAAUUACGCGGGUAGGAAUAGCAGUCUUACAGUAUUUCUUUUGGUCGACUACAUGCGAUAAAUAUUAUCUUGUUCUGAAAUAUGGUCAAAACCGCUUAUUUGGCAAGCGCUAUUUAGACUGAAAUUUAUUGUCUUCAAAAAGCGUUUUGCAGCAACAUACUUCCCUGCUUCUCAUAAUACGGCAUGUCUUCAUUGUGGCAGGGCGAAAAGUAGUCGGAAAACGCCAGAAGAGCGUCACCAUCCUACAAGUAUUAUUUGGACAUUUACAUUCACCGAAUUCCAGCAAAGGCCAUAUCGAUUAUUAAAGCCCGGUCAAUACAUUCCCGAUACAAAUUAACAUUUAUUUUCGGUCACAUCUAAGCAACUGCUGUACCUCUAUACUCACUGCCUGCUUAUUACACUAUCUGAGUUAGGAUAUGCCUUGCAUUUUCGGUACUAAUUGAGUUUAAGUUGAAAACUAUUAUGUCGGACGUAUGCAGGAUGCUGCGCUAUGCUCUGCUGAAAUGCACACAUAAGCCCACAAGUAAGGAGUACUUGUUGAGCGAAGCCAUAAAUAACUCCUCAUGUUCUUUAUUUCUUUCUGGUCUCCGUCGAACGGAAUUAAAGGAGAGAACACAUAAAUAUACAGCCACAAUUUACGUCUGCAAUGAGCAUUUGGUUGACAAACGCUUAAAGACUCAAUUUGGCUUCUGGCAGAUGCCUCCUAAAUGCCAGCAAGGAUUCCCUAACAGUAAUUUUACUUCUUCCUUAAUUUGUAAGAAAACGUGCACCUCCGACUUUGUCAGGAUCUAUUGGACGGCACUACAAAAUAAACGAAAAGUCGACACGUUUUGUGGCCCGAAACAACCUCCCCACAUUACAUCGAUCACCAACGAGCUAAGCAUUGAAUUUCACUCCAAUGAGCUCGAAGAGAAGCGAGGAUUCCGUGCAAUAUUCUACACAUUAAUAAACCCGUGUGCUAAAGACAAUGGUGGCUGCGAACAAAUAUGUGAGAACCGGAUUUCUCUGGGCAGAUGUCAGUGUAGAUAUGGCUACAAGCUGCAAGGCCUGUUCAAAUGCAUCAAGGUGAGUGUCUAUGCGGGCCUUCUUAAUCAACCAACGUCCCUUCCCGUCUACGCUCCAGUGUCCUUGUGUGAAGGCCGCUCCACGCUUAUUCGUAAAUAUCUGCAAUGA
This is a messenger RNA of Spirometra erinaceieuropaei, 27981 nucleotides long. Lineage: Eukaryota; Metazoa; Platyhelminthes; Cestoda; Diphyllobothriidea; Diphyllobothriidae. The record is from the annotation of a GenBank genome assembly.